Molecule: messenger RNA, 3297 nt
Organism: Dunckerocampus dactyliophorus (ringed pipefish)
Lineage: Eukaryota; Metazoa; Chordata; Actinopteri; Syngnathiformes; Syngnathidae
Product: nucleobindin-2-like
Exons: 13
Coding region: 77-1507 (476 amino acids)
Cellular component (GO): extracellular exosome; endoplasmic reticulum-Golgi intermediate compartment
Molecular function (GO): calcium ion binding
Source: RefSeq, a predicted model, not a curated record
CCCACAAGCUGACUAACAAGCUACUUGCCGACUGAGCUCCUGUUGAAGAGGCGGCGAUUGAGAUUUAAUCCAGCAAAUGGUGUUUAACAGUCGUAGUAACAUGUGGUGGAAUCCUGUUCUGCUCAUCAACUGGGUUCUGGUGCUUGGCCAGUUCCUGAAUGUGGAUGCAGUUCCUAUCAGUAUUGACAAGACCAAAAUCAAAGAGCCAGACAUAAAAACUGAAGCAGCUCCGGCCAGUGUGGACACAGGCCUCCACUAUGACCGCUACCUCAGGGAAGUCAUUGAUUUUCUAGAAAAAGAUCAACAUUUCAGAGAAAAACUCCAUAAUACAGACAUGGAAGACAUCAAGCAAGGUAAACUAGCCAAAGAGCUGGACUUUGUCAGCCACCACGUCAGAACAAAUCUGGACGAGUUGAAGAGGCAGGAGGUAAACCGACUCCGAACACUGAUUAAGGCUCGGCAUGACAAGGAGGGUGGAAAUGAUAUUGCAGUGGACCACCAGGCUCUGUUGAAACAGUUUGAAUACUUGAACCACAUGAAUCCACAUACAUUUGAAGUGGAUGACCUGGAUCGCCUCAUCAAAUCGGCCACGAACGACCUGGAGAACUUCGACAAAGAGAGACACGAGGAGUUCAAGAGGUAUAAAAUGAUGAAGGACCACGACAGACGGGAGCACCUGAUGACACUGGACGAAGAGCAACGAAAGCAAGAGGAGGAGCACUAUGAGGAGCUGAGGAAAAAACACGCCGACCAUCCCAAAGUCAACCACCCAGGUAGUGAGAAUCAGCUAAAGGAAGUGUGGGAGGAAACUGAUGGCUUAGACCCUGAGGAUUUUGACCCCAAAACCUUCUUUAAUUUGCACGACACCAAUGGAGACGGUUUCUUUGAUGAACAAGAACUGGAGUCGCUGUUCACCAAGGAGCUGGAGAAAAUCUACGACCCCACCAACGAGGAGGACGACAUGGUGGAAAUGGAGGAGGAGCGGUUACGCAUGAGGGAACAUGUCAUGAAUGAGGUGGAUUCCAACAGAGACAGGCUGGUGUCUUUAGAUGAGUUCCUGACCGCCACAAAUAAGAAAGAAUUCUUGGAACCAGACAGUUGGGAGACGUUGGAGCAGAACCAGGCCUACACGGACGAGGAGAUGAGGGAAUUUGAGGAGCACCUCGCUCGGCAGGAGCAGGAUCUCCACGAGAAGGCUGCUGACCUCCAGAAACAGAGAGACGAGCUGGAAAGACAACAGGAGCAGCUCAACGCGCAGAAAAUGGAGUUACAGCAGGCUGUGGAUCACAUGGAACAGCUCAAGGCUCAAAAACUACAACCUCCUCCUGAGGUCCAUGUUGAAGGAAACGCCAUCCCAGAGAUCCACGAUCAAGAGGCCCUCCUCAUCCAAGAGCAGCAACAUGGAGCUCCAGUUCAUCAAGACACUUCUCAGGACCACAACCAGCUCAGACAGGAUUUGCCACCAGGCCACCAGGAAAGCCCACAAGGCGAAAACCACCUUCCAUAAAGCCUUCUCAGCCAGACAUUUGCAACCAAGGCUGACCUCUUUCCACCAUGAUGACGAUGAUGAUGACGACCACCGGUGGUGCUUUGGAACACGCUCAGGACAGAGACGCACGGACCAUGAACACCAUGCAGUGACGUCACGGAUUUACCAGUAAAACCACCAACCCAGGACAACCAUUUUAUAAAGCUAACGUUGAGGAGGGGUUGUACGUUGUCAGCUCUCUUGAAGACACCACACAGUUUGGACGUUUUCUUUUCUGUAGGGGGGCAUGCUAAUUAUCAGGUCGAUAUGAGGGAAUUAUGACGUCAUAACCGAUAAAUGCAAUAACAUUAAAAAUAGCUCAGAUAACCGAUCAUUUGAAAAAAAAAAAAUGCUCCAAUGAGGUGAGAUUGCCCGUACUGUGCCAGUGAGCACAUCAAGCGUUCCUUUUUUUUCUCCUACCUGUGACGUUAACUUCCCCUGUGCUCACUUGUAAACAAGCAUUCACUUGAAGAGAAAGAUAUUUGGCAUGCUAGUUGUACCAAAUGCUCCGCGAUGAGGGGGAAAAAAACUUUCAUCGAGCGUGCGCACACACACACACACACACACACACACACAAAAAUGUAUCAGCCACCUGAAACGCAAGCAAAGCUCCCACCCCGGGGGCUUAUUGUGCCGCGGCGUUUGAAAAGAGCAAAGGGUUUGCCAGAGACCUCCAUGGCAUCACAUCAGCUGCUCGGAGCAUGUGCCCGAAUACAGUGCACCUUGCUGGGCCACGCCAGGUGUCUCCUCCCACUCAAUACCGGUUCUCCUGAUAGUAGUGAUAUAGUAGUAGUAAUGGCAUGAUUGAUAUUUGAUUAGGACAAAUCAACAGGUACAGUUGGUCAAAUCCUAAUUUGUUCCAGUCCAUCUUACCCCCAGGUGUGCCAGGUGCACAGUUAAAUCUACAUAAAAAGUAGAUAUAAUAAAGUUAUUGGUUAUCUGUCUUAUUUUGGUCUUGAGAAGCAGAGAAGUUGGCAUUUUAGGGGAAAAAAAAAAAUAUGGUGCAUCUCUGUCACGUUAAUGACAACCUAACUUGCCAGCAAGUAUGCCAAGUGUACCAAACUCUUUUGCAGACUUAGAACGGCCACAUUCAUCUGUAAAUUGAGCUCAACUAACCAAUGAGCUACUAUUUGAAGUCAACGCACCAACUUGUCAACAAGCAAUCAGUCGUUUUUUUUCAACUUGUCUUUGAAAGCAGUGACGGACUUAAAUGUGAAAACAUGCUUGCAGCAUUGCAGCACACCCACUCAUUUCAUCUUGUAUAUACAGGUUUACAUUUUAUGCUCAUACACUCAUUUGUAUGUGACAUUUCUUUAUUUUAUCAAAAAUUCAAUUUUUUUAAAAACUUAAUAACAAAACAAGUGCUAAAAAGAUUUUAUUGAACUGCAAAUAAUUUGCAUUGAAUGUUUUUGAUCACAAUCAUAUUGAAAUGUUCCAGACUGGUAGCUUGGGCAAAAGUCUCGUCCAUGUGGCGUGGUAUCGGUCACCUAAACGAAUUGAUUGGUUAGCUGUCAUGUCUUCAGUUUCUGUUUUGCUGUGGUUUUCUGUCGACUGUGGUCGGCGAAGCAACUCGAAUUGGCCUUGCUUUACUUUCCUGCAAAACGGCUUCUGAUUGUUUUCCUGUGCCAAGGUUUUGUUUUGCGAAAUGACUGCAUCAUAGUUUGCACAAUAUGUACAAGUGGUUGUGAUGUUGCUUGCUGCUGGAUUGGAUUCCCGUUGUUGUUGCUUUAUGCCUCCGUUCAAGAUAAUAAAGAGAGUACAACCUUUCA